Malania oleifera is the source of this 2237-nucleotide messenger RNA. Its product is annotated as folate-biopterin transporter 1, chloroplastic. The transcript has 9 exons. Gene Ontology annotation, cellular component: membrane. The record is from RefSeq and is a predicted model, not a curated record. Lineage: Eukaryota; Viridiplantae; Streptophyta; Magnoliopsida; Santalales; Ximeniaceae. Bases 279 to 1961 code for a protein of 560 amino acids.
AUCCUGCAUACACGGAGUGUAAUGGAUUGCUUUUUUUUUUUUUUUCAAACCAUGGAAUUAAAGGAUUGCGCAUAUCCGUGAAUUGCGGUCCAAAUUCACCAGAAGUCUCGCCGGUCGUUUAAAAAUGGACCGGGAAAAAACCUUCGACCGGUCUCCUUACGUUCCCCCUGUAGGGGCAUUUGCGUCAAUCCAGUACUAAGGAAAAACAGUAAAAGAGUGCUAGACUCCUAGGUCGCGGUUAACAGAAACAUCGCUGAACUUUAUCGGCGUUUUUAUUAAUGGCGACACUGAGUUCCGCAUCUUUAUCCUUCCUACGUUACCCAAUUACAUUUUUGCCCUCCAUCUCUUUCUCUCCUUUCCCCUCACGGAUCCGCCGGCCACCCCUUUCUGUCGUCGCCCGAGUCCGCAAAAGAAACCGCCGGAAAACGCCUCAGGAGCCGCUGGGAAACGACAUGUCCGUUGCCGUUCCCAUUCCGGAGCCGUCUCUCAGACGGGAAAAAGACGGCGAAUUCUCUCACGGCUCUGGAAAUUGGGCAGGAAAGAGGGACAUGCUAAUGACACACAUGGAAGAAGAGGCACCUUCUUCUGGAAAAACUGCUCCACGCAAGAACAAAUAUUCCUUGAGUUCUAUCAAAUGUUUUGGAGUGGAACUCUCACCCGAUAAUGUUGCAAUUGCCAUGGUAUAUUUUGUCCAAGGUGUUCUUGGUCUUUCUAGGCUUGCUGUUAAUUUUUACUUAAAGGAUGAUCUGCAUCUGGACCCAGCAGAGACAGCUGUCAUAGCCGGUUUCUCUUCAUUACCAUGGCUUAUCAAGCCCCUCUAUGGGUUUAUUAGUGAUUCUUUCCCACUUUUUGGUUACCGAAGAAGAUCAUACUUGGUUCUCUCAGGGCUUCUUGGAGCAGUCUCUUGGAGUUUGAUGGCUGCCUUUGUCGACAGCAAGUAUGGUGUUGCUUUCUGCAUACUUCUUGGAUCUCUUUCUGUUGCCUUUUCAGAUGUUGUUGUAGAUUCCAUGGUUGUAGAGAGGGCUCGCGGUGAGUCACAAAGCGUGUCAGGAUCUCUCCAGUCUUUAUGUUGGGGAUCAUCAGCCUUUGGGGGGAUUUUGAGCUCUUAUUUUAGUGGGUCCCUGGUUGAUGCUUAUGGAGUAAGGUUUGUUUUUGGCAUCACAGCACUACUACCUCUGAUAACAUCUGGAGUUGCUGUCCUUGUUAAUGAGCAGCCCAUGUUUGGUUCAGCAAGGAAACAGAAUUUUCUUUUGGCUACUCCUAGAUUUUUCGAAAGCUCAAAACAGAGUAUAAGUCAGUUGUGGGAUGCUAUCAGGCAGCCCAAUGUAUUUCUUCCCACAGUAUUUAUUUUCCUGUGGCAAGCAACCCCACAGUCGGACUCUGCCAUGUUUUACUUUACCACUAAUAAACUGGGUUUCACCCCGGAGUUUCUAGGACGUGUCAAGCUUGUCACUUCAGUUGCUUCACUGGUUGGCGUAGGGGUCUACAAUGGUUUUUUGAAGACUGUUCCUUUGCGGAAGAUUUUUCUUGUGACAACCAUUAUUGGUGUGGCACUUGGGAUGAGUCAGGUUCUCCUUGUUACUGGACUAAAUAGGAAACUUGGUAUAAGUGAUGAGUGGUUUGCAAUUGGAGAUUCUUUGAUUAUAACAGUUCUUAGUCAGGUUUCUUUCAUGCCGGUUCUUGUUUUAGCAGCGAAAUUAUGCCCACCGGGAAUGGAAGCAACACUCUUCGCAACACUCAUGUCCAUAUCAAAUGGAGGGAGUGUGGUUGGCGGUUUGCUGGGUGCUGGUCUAACCCAGCUCUUUGGUGUCACAAAAGACAGUUUUGGUAACUUGGCCAUUCUGAUAAUCAUUUGCAACCUCAGCUCCUUGUUUCCAUUACCGCUCCUUGGCCUCCUUCCUGGAGAUGAUUACGAAAUUGCUUCUCAGGACAAUGGAGAUGUUGAGAUGAAGUCUAAUUGAAUGUUGGUGGUUCGCAGUUGCAUCAUGCCAUCAUCCAAGGUACCUGCAUCACCUUCAGAGGUUGUCCUAUUUGAACCCCGUUGUGCCCAAAUUUGGAUCUUACUCACCUUACAUUUGCGGAAAAAAAAUAAAAAUGAGAGAGAGAGAGAGAGAGAGAGGUAAAUAUUACCAGGUUAGGUUUAGAGACGAUGUUGUUUUGCGUUUGAUUAGACUAGCAUACAGAGUUUGUCUGCUGCAGUAAAUUAAAGAGCAAAUUCAUUUGCUUUACAUGUACUA